Molecule: messenger RNA, 1761 nt
Organism: Elaeis guineensis (African oil palm)
Lineage: Eukaryota; Viridiplantae; Streptophyta; Magnoliopsida; Arecales; Arecaceae
Product: serine/threonine-protein kinase RIPK
Biological process (GO): protein phosphorylation
Molecular function (GO): ATP binding; protein kinase activity
Source: RefSeq, a predicted model, not a curated record
GAAUAAUUGGCUCCCACUUCCUCAAGUCUUCCAUCACCUCCCCCUCCUCCUCCUAAAGACACUUCCAACUCCAUCCCUCCAACCUCCUUGCCUCUUCUGAGGUUCCCAUUCAUUCAAACACUUAAAAUCUUUCCAAAGAUAUAUAAACCAAGCAAGCAUUUCUAUGGUAGCAUAGCCAUCACUUUUACCUCUUGGAUGGGCCUUCUGAAACCAAUUUAAGCACUGCGAUCGACCAGUCCUGCAUGAGCUGAGCCGGCAGGUACCGUCGACAGCUUCGGAAUGUCUCGAAAGGAGUCGAAAGCUUCAUGGAGGACUCUCCUGGCCAUGUGCUGCGGGAGGGUCGACGAAGGCCCAUCGGUCCGGCGCCCGAAGAAGCUUGUAGCAAAGCAGAAGUCCCUCCAGAGCCGGCUGUCGUUCUCCGAUCUCAGCAACUCCACCGGCAUGCUAUCUCCUGAGGACAUCUCAAUAUCUCUUGUUGGAUCCAAUCUAUAUGUCUUCACACUCUCAGAGCUGAAGGUGGCUACCCAGGGCUUCUCCAUGAGCAACUUCCUCGGCGAGGGUGGGUUCGGGCCAGUCUACAAAGGGUUUGUCGACGAGAAGGUGAAACCCGGGUUGAAGGCUCAGUCGGUUGCAGUGAAGCUCUUGGACUUGGAGGGAGUGCAAGGCCACAAGGAAUGGCUGGCUGAGGUUAUAUUCCUUGGGCAAUUGAGGCAUCCCCACCUCGUGAAAUUGAUCGGUUACUGUUGCGAGGACAAGCACAGGCUUCUCGUCUAUGAAUUCAUGGCUCGGGGCAGCUUGGAGAACCAUCUGUUUAAAAAGUUUUUGGCUUCUUUACCAUGGUUAACACGACUGAAGAUCGCCGCUGGAGCUGCCAGAGGUCUCACCUUUCUCCAUGAAACAGAGAAGCCAGUGAUAUACCGAGACUUUAAAGCUUCAAACAUCUUAUUGGACUCGGACUAUAAAGCAAAGCUCUCAGAUUUUGGACUUGCAAAGGACGGUCCAGAAGGAGAUGACACCCAUGUUUCGACCCGAGUCAUGGGCACAGAGGGCUAUGCUGCACCAGAGUACAUCUUGACAGGCCAUCUCACAGCCAAGAGCGAUGUCUAUAGCUUUGGAGUUGUGUUGCUUGAGCUACUGACAGGGAGGCGGUCUGUUGACAAGACUCGGCCUAGCAGAGAGCAGAACCUUGUGGAAUGGGCAAGGCCAUGUCUAAAUGAUGCGCGGAAGCUAAACCGCAUCAUGGACCCCUGCCUUGUGGGUCAGUACUCCACCAAGUGUGCCCAGAAGGCAGCUGCUGUGGCCUACCAGUGCUUGAGCCAAAACCCAAAAUCCAGGCCUCAGAUGUCAACCAUUGUUAAGACCUUGGAGCCUCUCUUGGAAAUGGAUGACAUGCCAAUCGGCCCUUUCAUCUACACAGUAUCAGUGGAGAAUGGUAAAGUAGAGGACUCAGAGAAGUCACAAGUAAAAGAGAAUGGACACCACCACCAUGGCCACAGGCACAAGCUCAGGGCCCCCAGGUCCGGAAGUCAUUCCGAGCCUCUUUGUCGGGAUGGAGGCAAUGGGCAGUACAGAAACUCGCCAAGACACCUUCAAGAAAGUAGAUCAUAAAUCACCACAAAGGAACUGUGUUGUACAUAGAGAACUUAGAUCAUCUUGCUCGAUGUCUGUCAUUCUUUCUGAUAUUUUGAAAUCAGACAUAGAGUUUGAUUGGAGUGUACGAUUCUGCUAAAUAAAACAAUGAAAUUAGUUAAGCUCUUUAAC